Molecule: messenger RNA, 3595 nt
Organism: Chionomys nivalis (European snow vole)
Lineage: Eukaryota; Metazoa; Chordata; Mammalia; Rodentia; Cricetidae
Gene: Ccdc90b
Product: coiled-coil domain containing 90B
Exons: 9
Coding region: 324-1088 (254 amino acids)
Cellular component (GO): mitochondrion
Source: RefSeq, a predicted model, not a curated record
GGACUGCAAAUCCCAGGAUGCUCUGCGGCUACACAGUCUCCGGAGAGUUUGCUAGGGAUUGGAGCUCAACGCCGGCAAAUGGGUGCCCGGAGAGGGUUGUGGAGGGGGCGACAGGCUAAAGGGGUACGCUCUGAGUCGUUCGUGAAGUGUGACUGUGACGAGGCUCAGACUCACGUUGGAGACCCCGCAAACAGAUGUUUUUAUUAACAGAACGGAAACUAUAUUUCCCAGCAUUCUUAUGGUGAGAGAACUACAUUGUCAGAAAGCCUCUGCGAGAUUCAUCUGUAUUCCGUUUCCGCUUGCUGACGCGGAUCUCCGGGAAUAUGAGGAGCCGCUGGCUUUGGCGGCUCCUACGCCCUGACGGCAGUCGAGGCGGCUGGACUUCAACGCCCCGCGGGCGUCUGUCGCCCGCCCUGCGGAGAGGUUUAUUGACAACCGUAACUAAGGCAAGUUAUGACAGGAGGCCAGUGGACAUAACUCCUCUAGAACAACGAAAAUUAACUUUUGAUACCCAUGCGCUGGUGCAGGACUUGGAAACUCACGGGUUUGACAAGACGCAGGCGCAGACGAUUGUGUCGGUCCUAAAUACGCUAUCGAAUGUCAGCUUGGACACCAUCUAUAAGGAGAUGGUGACUAAAGCCCAGCAGGAAAUAACAGUCCAGCAGCUAAUGGCUCACUUGGAUUCCAUCAGGAAAGACAUGGUCAUCCUAGAGAAGAGUGAAUUCGCGAAUCUGAGAGCAGAGAAUGAGAAAAUGAAAAUUGAAUUAGAUCAAGUUAAGCAGCAGCUGACCCAUGAGACCAGUCGGAUCAGAGCAGAUAAUAAGCUGGACAUCAACCUGGAAAGGAGCAGAGUGACAGACAUGUUCACAGAUCAAGAAAAGCAACUUAUGGAAGCAACCAAUGAAUUUACCAAAAAGGAUACCCAAACCAAAAGUAUUAUUUCAGAGACCAGUAAUAAAAUUGAUACUGAAAUUGCCUCCUUAAAAACACUGAUGGAAUCGAACAAACUUGAGACCAUUCGUUAUCUUGCAGCCUCGGUGUUCACUUGCUUGGCAAUAGCAUUGGGGUUUUAUAGAUUCUGGAAGUAAAAUUGACACCCCUGCUGUUGCUGCCCAUCACUCCUUAGAGUGUACUACUACAAACUCUUCAAAGUGCCUAUGGACUAAAUAGCAGUAUUUUGGUAUUUUAUUUUUGUGUUGUAUGACAUUAUUGUAUUGAAGAGCUGUCUCCCAAAGCCUGGUUUGAGAUAGAACAUUUUGUCCUUUUGGUAACUACAGCAACAGAAACAGUUUUUACAUUUGAGUUUUGCAGCUUUGCAAAUGAAGUAGGAUUUGUUAUCAGAUUACAUACUUGAAAACAAUUCUAUAUUCUACAUACUCACUGGAUUUUAUGUCCCUGCUGAUUUUUGCAGUUAGUUUUUUUAUAUAAAAUAAAAGACUACAGUGAAGUUGGUUGGAUUUUCUAAGUAACUUCCUAUGUAAGUGGAGUUUUUUGUAGUGAAUAAUAAAUUUUAAAAUGUGUACCCUAUUACAAAUGUGUUAUAUUUAAUAUGAAAUAUAUAGAGAUACUCUGAUUUUUAUGUAUAUGCCUUUUUUAACUUUUAAAUAUGUACAGCAGUUUGGGGGUGGGUUUUUGUGUUUUGUGUAGACAGAUUUUUCUUUGGGCCUCCAGCUCACAAAAAAUGACACAGACUUAUUAUUAAUGAUGAAAGCUUGGCCUUAGCUUACACUUGUCCUAACUAGUUCUUAGAACUUAAAUUAAGCCCUAUCUUUGAAUGUACACUCUUUUACGUGGCUCGGUUAACCUUGACUCUGUACUGCCCACCCUGCUUCCUCUCCAUCUGGCAACCCUGCUGUUUUCCUCUCCGAGUCCUCUCUGACCCCAGAAGUCCCUCCUACCUUCUUCCUGUCCAGCUUAUGGCCAUUCAGCUCUGUGUUAACCAAUCAGAGUGACACCUCUUCACAGUGUAAAGGAAUAGUCCGCAACAAUUCUGUUUGUUUGCUGCUCCCAGGGACUGAGCCUAAGCCUUAAUGCAAACCGGCUGAUCAGAUGUUUGCCCGCCACCUCCAUUCCUCGGCGCUUCCUCUCACCUCUCAGAUUCACUACAUGAAACAGACUUUCUCCAUCACCCAUUUAAAUUGGCAAACAUCUCAGAGAGAGAGAGAGAGAGAGAGAGAGAGAGAGAGAGAUAACCAUAUAUGUAGAUAUAUGAAUAUCCAUCUCAAAGAGAGUUAGAGAUUGGAACCCUAACUUCCUGAACCAAAAAAGAAAAAAGGAAAAUUCAAAUUUUAUUUCUUUCUUUUUGUUGUUAUCCAUCCAGUCUUCUAUAUUUUUCUUACUUUUCAUUUUUGGGGGGUUUUUGUUGUUAUUUUGGGUGUGUAUGUGUGCGUGUGCACGCAGGUGUGCUACUACAAGUAUAUGCAUGUAUACAAAUGUGUUAAUACAUGUGUAUGUUUGUGAAGGCCACACGUCAUCAGUGAGUAUCUUCCUUAUUCAUUCUGUAUCUUACUCUUCAUGAAACAGGAUCUCCCCCUCCCUCCGCUUCCCUUCUUCCCCCCACUUCCCUCUCUCCCUUUCUCCUCCUCCACUCUUUCUUCCCCUCUCCCCCUCCCCUGUUCACCCCCCAAACUUGGGAUUUUCCAUUUCUGCUAAACUGUCAAACCGUAGGAAUCCAUCUGUCCCUGCCCCCAGUGCUAGGAUUACAGACAAACUGUGCGCUCAGGUUUACAAGGCUGCUGUGCAUGCAAGCUCAGGUGCUCCAGCCACUCUAUAUUUUUCUAACAUCGUAGUUCUCUAUCCAGAUUGAAAGUGCUAAGCAUUUCACAAGAUUUCAUAAUGCCUUGACAGAAGCUUUUAAAACAGAAAACAAGUUUAAUUCAAAAUAAUCCUGCCAGUUUUUAAGACACAAACUAUACAGGAGAUAAAAGGUAUCUCGGUGUCUUGGAAAGAGGUCUCAUUUAGUCCUGGCUGGCCUCAGAUGGGCUACAUAACCAAGAAUGACCUUGAACCUCGCACAUCAUGGCCAGUGUGAUGUGCUGGAUAGUGGACCUAGAGUCCAUGCGUGCUGGCAAGCAUCUUCCAGCUGCUCUUCACCCCACCCCAGCCAUGGCGCUGUUAACACUGGCUUACAGACUGGAUUAGCCUGAGCUAAUCUCUGCGAUCCUGAUGACCCCAGGUUCAAAGCGCAAUCGCUGGCUCACCAAAGGAAGAAAGAGGGAUCGAAUGGAAAUGCUUAGGAACUACAUCAGAACCACGGCUGCUUUUUCAUCGACAAAAAACAAAGUCUCUAAACUCAAGGGAUUAUGGGGGAAAGGAGAAAACAAGCCAUGUGCUUUGUCCUGCUGAGUGCCUCUUAGCUAUAUUCCCAUAAAGCUUGCAGCACAGAGUGAAGAUGGAAUUCUGAACGAGAGUAUUUAGGGCGCUUUCUUAGCAAAGGUGUAGCCCAGGCUUUUUUGUGAGAGUGGGUUGUCAGUCAUGUCAAGCUGCUGAGUGACAGCUGGUAGUUGUUGUAAAGCUGUUCUGGGUAAAAACUGACUAUGUAAAAUUUCCUUCCAAGUCUAGAUGCUUUGUAAAAGUCGUUUGAAUAAAAACGUUU